This is a messenger RNA of Ogataea polymorpha, 9108 nucleotides long. RefSeq lists its product as uncharacterized. The record is from RefSeq and is a predicted model, not a curated record. The transcript has a single exon. Gene Ontology annotation, molecular function: acetyl-CoA carboxylase activity; ATP binding. Lineage: Eukaryota; Fungi; Ascomycota; Pichiomycetes; Pichiales; Pichiaceae. The coding region runs from base 1793 to 6574 and encodes 1593 amino acids. Gene Ontology annotation, biological process: fatty acid biosynthetic process.
GCCCUCUGAGGUGAAGGACUUUGUCGUCAAACACGAAGGACACACAGUUAUUCAGAAAGUGCUGAUUGCCAACAAUGGUAUCGCAGCCGUGAAAGAAAUCCGCUCGGUGAGAAAAUGGGCAUACGAGACAUUUGGCAACGAAAGAGCCAUCCAAUUCGUCGCCAUGGCCACUCCCGAGGACCUCGACUCUAAUGCCGAUUACAUCAGAAUGGCCGACCAGUACGUCGAAGUUCCUGGAGGAACGAACAACAACAACCAUGCCAACGUGGACCUGAUUGUCGAGAUUGCAGAGAGAACCAAAGUAGACGCUGUCUGGGCCGGCUGGGGACAUGCCUCCGAAAACCCAGAGCUGCCAGAGAAGCUGGCUGCGUCCCCACGCAAAAUCGUCUUUAUUGGUCCGCCAGGGUCUGCCAUGAGAUCGCUUGGUGACAAGAUUUCUUCAACGAUUGUGGCCCAGCACGCCAAGGUGCCGUGUAUUCCGUGGUCUGGAACCGGCGUCGACAAGGUCACCGUCGACGAGCACGGAAUCGUGUCUGUCGACGCCGAAACCUAUGCCAAGGGAUGCUGUGAGGGUCCUGAGGAUGGUCUUCGGAAGGCCAAGGAAAUCGGGUUUCCAGUUAUGAUCAAGGCCUCCGAAGGAGGAGGAGGCAAAGGUAUCAGAAAGGUCGAGAAGGAGGAAGAUUUCAUCACCUUGUACCACCAGGCCGCUAGCGAGAUCCCAGGAUCGCCGAUUUUCAUCAUGCAGCUGGCCGGCUCCGCCAGACAUUUGGAAGUGCAGCUGCUGGCCGAUCAGUACGGAAACAACAUCUCACUCUUUGGCAGAGACUGUUCUGUGCAGAGAAGACACCAGAAGGUCAUUGAGGAAGCGCCAGUGACAAUCGCCAAAGAAGACACAUUCAGACAGAUGGAGGCAGCUGCCGUCAGACUGGGAAAAUUGGUCGGCUACGUUUCUGCCGGUACUGUAGAGUACCUUUAUUCGUAUGAAGACGACAAGUUCUACUUUUUGGAGCUGAACCCUAGAUUGCAAGUCGAACACCCAACAACUGAGAUGGUUUCUGGCGUGAAUCUGCCUGCCACGCAGCUGCAAAUCGCCAUGGGUAUUCCUCUGCACAGAAUCAGAGACAUUCGAUUAUUCUACGGGGCCGACCCUCACACCGCCACAGAGAUCGACUUUGAGUUCAAGAACGAGAACAGCGUGACGUCGCAGCGCCGUCCUAUCCCCAAGGGCCAUUGUACAGCCUGCCGUAUCACCUCAGAGGACCCCGGCGAGGGAUUCAAGCCCUCGAGUGGUACGCUGCACGAGCUGAACUUCCGGUCUUCAUCCAACGUGUGGGGUUACUUUUCGGUCAGUAACCAGUCCUCGAUCCACUCCUUCUCCGACACGCAAUUCGGUCACAUUUUCGCGUUUGGAGAAAAUAGACAGGCGUCGAGAAAACACAUGGUGGUUGCAUUGAAAGAGCUCAGCAUCAGAGGUGAUUUCAAGACGACCGUCGAGUAUCUGAUCAAGCUGCUAGAGUCUCCAGAUUUCGAGAACAACACCAUCACCACUGGCUGGCUGGACGAGCUGAUCAGCAAGAAACUCACGUCGGAGAGACCCGACCCUCACGUUGCUGUGAUCUGCGGUGCCGUCACCAAGGCCCACCAGGCGUGCGAGGAAAACAAAAAGGAGUACAUUGCCUGUCUUGAGAAGGGACAGGUGCCGGCAAAGGAGCUGCUCAAGACCAUUUUCAACGUCGACUUCAUUUACGAGGGCCAGAAAUACACUUUCACGUGUGCCAAGGCGGCAGAGGACAUGUUCAGCUUGUUCAUCAACGGCUCCAGGUGCGUGACGAAGGUCAAGGCCCUCGCUGACGGCGGUCUGCUGGUUGCUCUAAGCGGCAAGUCGCAUUCUGUCUACUGGAAAGAGGAGGUCGGGGCUACCAGAAUCUCUGUAGACGGCAAGACCUGCUUGCUAGAGGACGAGAAUGACCCUACCCAGCUGAGAACGCCGUCUCCAGGUAAGCUUGUGCGAUAUCUGGUGGAGAACGGCGGACACGUGACGGCAGGCAAGCCGUUUGCCGAGGUCGAGGUGAUGAAGAUGUUCAUGCCGUUGGUUGCUCAGGAGAACGGUAUUGUGCAGCUGUUGAAGCAGCCGGGAUCCACUCUGGCUGCGGGCGACAUUUUGGCCAUUUUAUCUCUGGACGAUCCGUCCAGAGUGAAGCAUGCUCUGCCGUUUGACGGCACUCUUCCAGACCUGGGCGACCCGAUUGUUAUCGGUACUCGCCCUGUGCACAAGUACCACAAGCUGCUGAACGUGUUGACCAACAUUCUGGCCGGUUUCGACAACCAGGUGGUGAUGAACGCCACGCUGACGGACCUGAUCCAAAUACUAAAGGACCCAGAGUUGCCAUACUCUGAGUGGCAGAACGUGAUAUCUGCUUUGCACUCGCGUCUGCCGGCCAAAUUGGACCAGCAGCUGACUGAGCUGAUUGAGAGAAGUCACAGAAGAAAGGCAGAGUUCCCUGCCAGACAGGUUUUGAAGCUGUUUGAGAAGGCCAGAGCAGAGGGCCAGCUCGGAGCGCUUCUAGAGCAGGCCAUCGAGCCACUUCUUGAGAUUGCCCACGGCUACCUAGAGGGCCUGGAGAACCACGAGUUCUUUGUGUUUGCCAAGCUUCUGAUGGAGUACUACAAUAUUGAGAGUCUAUUUAGCGGUGAGAACACGAGACUCGACGACGUGAUUCUGAGACUUAGAGAUGAGAACAAGAACGAUCUAAGCAAGGUGGUGACGUAUGCGCUGUCGCACUCGAGAAUCGGCGCCAAAAACAACCUUAUUGUCGCCAUUCUCGACAAGUACAGACCGGUUUUGCAAGAGAAUCCAGAGGCACUUCGAAUUUUCAAGGGGCCUUUGAAGAAAAUUGUCGAGCUUGAUAGCCGGGCAACCGCCAAGGCCACGCUCAAGGCCAAGGAGGUUCUCAUUCUCUGCUCGCUGCCAUCCAUCAAGGAGAGAUCUGACCAGUUGGAGCAUAUUUUAAGGACGUCUGUUGUGGAGACGAGGUACGGCGAGACCACUGCUGCAAAGCACAGACUUCCAGAUAUGGAGGUUAUCCGUGACGUGAUCGAUUCCAACUACGUUGUGUUUGACGUGCUGACGCAGUUCCUGUGUUCUGCGGACCCAUGGAUCGCUGCUGCUGCGGCAGAGGUGUACAUCAGAAGGGCCUACAGAGCGUAUUCGGUGAAGGAAGUCAAACACCAUCUUUCGUCGUCAAACAGCUCUCCUGUGGUGUCCUGGCGAUUCCAGCUGCCUGCGCUGUCGACAGCAGCGUACAAUUCUGUUCCCGACUCCAUCAGAAACUCCAAAUCCACGUCGAUGAACAGGGCCGUCUCCGUGUCAGACUUGACGUUCAUGAUCAAUAAGGACGACUCGCAGCCUCUGCGGACGGGUAUUCUCGUUCCGGCUGGCCAUUUGGAUGAUGUGGAGGACAUGCUCAGCAGAGGCUUGGAGCUGGCAGAAGUCGGCGCGGGACAAGACCCGAUCAACGUGUGCAACGUCUUUGUGCAGUCGACGGAGGGCUACGACACCGAGGAAGAGGUUUUGAAGCAGAUGGCCGAAAUCGUCGACUCGAUGAGGCACGAGCUACACGACGCCCUGAUCAGAAGACUCACGUUUGUGCUGACCGACCACGUUGGCACGUAUCCAAAGUACUACACGUUCAAAUACUCUGACGGUGCGUACAUUGAGGACCAGGUCAUCAGACACAUCGAGCCGGCAAUGGCGUUCCAGCUGGAGCUUGGUAGACUGUCAAACUUCCACAUCAAGCCGGUGCAGACCGCCAACAGAAACAUCCAUGUGUACGAGGCGGUGGCCAAGAAUUCGUCGGGCAUUGAUAAGCGGUAUUUCACCAGGGGAAUUAUCCGCACGGGCUCGAUCAAAGAUGACAUCACGGCGCCCGAGUACCUGACUUCCGAGGCCCACAGACUUAUGAGCGACAUUCUGGAUGCUCUUGAGAUCAUUGACACCUCCAACACCGACCUUAACCACAUCUUCAUCAAUUUCUCGGCCGUCUUCAACAUCACGCCCGAGGACGUGAGAAACGCGUUCGGCGGCUUCCUUGAACGGUUCGGCAGAAGACUCUGGAGACUCAGAGUCACCGGCGCGGAGAUCAGAAUCAUGUGCACGGACCCAGAGACAGGCGUGCCGUUCCCUCUCAGAGCCAUCAUCAACAACGUCAGCGGCUACGUCGUCAAAUCUGAAAUGUACAUUGAGGAGCGCAACGCCAACGGCGAGUGGAUCUUCAAGUCCCUGGGCACUCCGGGAGCCAUGCAUCUCAGGGCCAUCUCCACCCCCUACCCAACCAAGGAGUGGCUGCAACCAAAGAGACAGAAGGCCCACAGCCUGGGAACCACGUACGUGUACGAUUUCCCAGAGCUUUUCAGACAGGCAGUGCACUCACUGUGGCAGAAAUAUGACCCUAGUGCGAAAGUGGGUGAUGACGUCUUCAGUUACCUCGAGAUCAUCACCGACGAGGCCGGAAACUUGACUGAGGUCGAAAGAGAACCGGGAGCAAACACCAUCGGUAUGGUUGGUUUCAAGAUGACCGCCAAGACACCAGAAUACCCAAGAGGAAGACAGUUUGUGGUGAUUGCCAACGACAUCACGUUCAAGAUUGGCUCGUUUGGUCCAAAGGAGGACGUUUUCUUCCACAAGUGCACCGAGCUGGCCAGAAGUGCGGGAAUCCCUAGAAUCUACCUCUCUGCCAACUCUGGUGCCAGAAUGGGCAUGGCUGAGGAGCUUAUUCCUUACUACAAGGUCAACUGGAUCGACCCCUCGAGGCCAGAAAAAGGUUUCACGUAUCUGUACCUGACCUCUGAAGACCUGGCCGAGCUUGAAAAGACCGGCAAGGGCGGCUCCGUCAUCACAGAAAGAGUUGUCGAGAACGGCGAGGAGCGUCACGUGAUCACGGCCAUUGUCGGUGUGGAGGACGGGCUCGGAGUGGAGUGUUUGAAAGGGUCUGGUCUGAUUGCCGGUGGCACGGCCCGAGCAUACAGAGACAUCUUCACGCUGACACUGGUCACGUGCAGAUCUGUUGGUAUCGGCGCCUACUUGGUGAGACUUGGCCAGAGAGCCAUUCAAGUUGAAGGACAACCUAUCAUUCUGACGGGUGCUCCGGCCAUCAACAAGGUUUUGGGCAGAGAGGUUUACUCGUCCAACUUGCAACUUGGAGGCACGCAGAUCAUGUACAGAAACGGUGUAUCGCAUAUGACCGCAAGAGAUGAUCUGCAGGGUGUGGAGAAAAUCAUGGAGUGGCUGUCGUAUGUGCCUGCCAAACGCGGGCUUCCUGUUCCGAUUUUGGAGUCACGUGAGGAUCCAUGGGACAGAGACGUUGUUUACAGACCGGUGAAGAACGAGCCGUAUGACGUGAGAUGGCUGAUUGCGGGAAGGGAGACCGAGGACGGCUUUGAGCCUGGUCUUUUCGACCGCGACUCGUUCCAGGAGGCUCUUGCCGGCUGGGCCAGAGGUGUGGUUAUUGGAAGGGCCCGUCUGGGUGGUAUUCCAAUGGGAGUGAUUAGUGUGGAGACCAGAACCGUGGACAACCUUAUUCCUGCGGACCCUGCCAAUCCGAACUCGACCGAGCUGCUGAUUCAGGAGCCGGGCCAGGUUUGGCAUCCAAACUCGGCCUUCAAGACGGCACAGGCCAUCAGAGACUUCAACAACGGAGAACAGCUGCCGUUGAUGAUCAUCGGAAACUGGAGAGGUUUUUCUGGAGGCCAGAGAGACAUGUACAACGAGAUCCUCAAAUACGGUUCGUACAUUGUGGACGCGCUUGUGGACUUCAAGCAGCCGAUCUUCAUCUACGUUCCUCCUACUGGUGAACUGAGAGGCGGAUCGUGGGUUGUUGUGGACGCCACCAUCAAUAAGGACAUGAUGGAGAUGUAUGCAGACGUGGACGCUCGUGGAGGCAUCUUAGAGCCCGCUGGUGCGGUCAACAUCAAAUACAGAGAAAACAAGCUGGUGGUCACGAUGGACCGCCUGGACGACAAGUGCAAGAGGCUCCGUCAGCAGCUGUCUGCCGAGGGUCUUGCCGACGAAGAGAAGACUAAGCUCACCAAGGAGUUGAGCGAAAGACAUCGGGAAUUGAUGCCUGUUUACUCGCAGAUUGCCGUGCAAUUUGCCGACCUUCACGACAGAUGCGGACGCAUGCUUGCGAAGGGCGUGAUCCGGAAAGCUCUGGAGUGGACUGACUCUCGUCGCUUCUUCUUCUGGCGUGUGAGAAGAAGACUAAACGAUGAGUACCUGAUUGCCAAAAUUGCCGAGCAGCUGCCACAAUCGACCAGAUUGGAGAGGGUUGCCAGACUAAACUCGUGGUAUCCAUCUUCGCUGGAUCUCGAGGACGACAGAGCCGUUGCCACCUGGACCGAGGACAACCACAAGCUCUUGGAGAACAACCUCAAGAAACUGAAGGGAGAUGCGGUCAAACAGACUCUGGCCAGACUGUUCCGCACCGACAUGAAACACACAGCCGAGGGGCUUUCGGAGAUCCUGUCUCUGUUGCCUGCGGAGGACCGUGAGGCGAUUUUGAAAGAGCUGAAGCACUAAUCAAAAUUACAUUCUGUUGAUAUGUUAAAUAAAUUAAAUAUCCUAAUCUUUUUACCUGUUCUAUUAAGUCCCAAAAUCUUUUUUAAAGGCGCUAGCGACCGAUCCGCUUUUUAUUGCUUUGCUUUGCUAAUGAGAUUUGCAGAAUUCUUGGUGGUGUUUGCCACGUUAGGCGGGGGGAUGGCUGCACCGGUGGAGUCUCUGGCCGGGACCCAACGGUAUCUGGUGCAAAUGAAGGAGCGGUUCACCACAGAGAAGCUGUGUGCUUUGGACGACAAGAUCAAGAGUCUGAGUCAUUUCCGAGACGGCAUCGACAGGAAUUUUUCCUUUGGCAACUUCGAGGCCUUCUCGGGCAAGUUCAGCAAGGAGGCGUUGCUCAGAAUGGCUUCCAACCCAAUGGUUGCAAAAAUCGUGCCCGAUAGCCAGGUCGAAGCCGUCGACAUCGAGGUCGAGACAAACGCUCCAUCGCAUCUGGUCCGACUGUCGCAGGACAACCCCAUCAGCCCAGAUGACACCGAGUAUUUCUAUGACUCCGACUACUUGGGACAGAACGUGAAUGCAUAUAUCAUCGACAGCGGAGUGUUUGUGGACCAUCCGCAGUUCGAAGGACGAGCCGUCAAUGGACCCAACUUCAGCGACGACGUUUCAAACACAGACUUUGUGGGCCACGGUACACAUGUUGCUGGAAUCAUCGGGUCCAAGCAUUUUGGCGUUGCAAAAAAAAUCAACCUCAUCAGUGUAAAAGUUCUCGACAGAUACGGUCAGGGCUCACUGUCGUCGGUCAUUGCUGGAUUGGAAUACGCCGUGAAACACCACAGGGAGCACGAGAACACGCCGGGACUGGCCAAUUUGUCGCUUGGAGCGGCCAAGAGCUCUGUGCUGGACGACGCCGUCAAGGCAGCCUAUGAGAGCGGCCUGGUGAUUGUGGUUGCAGCAGGAAACAGCAACAUCGACGCCUGCAAUACGUCGCCGGCCGGCUCGCCCUACGCGUAUACUGUGGGUGCAAUCGACGACUCACAGGACAAAAUCGCUAGUUUUUCCAACUGGGGCAGGUGCGUCAAUAUUUUUUCCAGUGGAGUGGAUAUCAAAAGCCUGUCUAACAGCAAAACCAAUCUGAAGAAAAUUCAGACACUGAGCGGCACUUCGAUGGCCAGUCCUGUUGCUGCGGGGCUGAUUGGCGUGCUGCUCAGCAAGGGUGUGUCACACGAUGAGAUUGUCUCCGAAAUGGAGGAGUUGUCGAUCAACGGGGCUGUUCCAAGAAUCAGCCUGCUUUUGCGGCCAGGAAGCCCCAAUAGAAUAGCGUCGAACGGCAUUAGAGAGUACGACUUCGACAUGAUGCGGCUGUCCAACAGCAGCGCCACAAACGGCACUGCGAUUAGAGCGUAAGUAGAAUGCAGGUGAAUAUAUGAGCCGGAUGUUUAGCGGUGCGGCUGGUGCGUGAAGCUGAUCACGAGUCUUCCGGAGCGUGCGUUGUACGACACAAAAAUCAGCGAGUGGCACGGCGUCUUGGGCGGGCUCUGGUCCACUGGCGACGAUUGCAAAGCCAUGAGUUCGGAGUCGAUAUCGUCGUUCUGAAAAAGCAUGUCUAUUUCGUUUACGCAUUUGAGACACUCUCGUACUCUCAUCUGAACAGGGUCACAGUAUUUGCUGGAGAAUUCAGACUCUGUCUGGUACUUGAAGUCGUAGCCCGUUGCCUUGCUUAUAGCAAGAAUGUAUUUUUCGUACAAUCGGAGGAGGACCGUUGCGGGUGUUUUUUCUUUGGUGGCCGUCUGUGCAAGAAGCCUUGUGUGCGGCUCAUUCGUCGUAAACACUAAGUUGCGCAGCUCCUGUUCGUGAUUGAGUUGGAGCAGCUGGAGAUAGUAGUCGAGUGAUUUGAUGACUCCGUCUGUGUUUUCGCACGGAGAACAUAGGUCGUCGAGGCCGUUAGUGUUCUGGCCGCAGCAAACACACACAGAUGGAGGCCGCCACAAAUUCGGCUCGCCGAUGGCGUUUCUCUGGUUACCCUGGUGCAGAAAAUGCAUGCGCUGCUCGUGCUCGGCCAGCGAGUCUGCCAGAGACUGUGUCUGAGUGUCGUGCUCGGCCAGCGAGUCUUUCUCGAGCCCCGACUCGGCCUGCUCGGGAGACGGCGCGGUAGACGACUGCAGCACAUCGGGUGUCGUCUCGCGUGGCUGUUCGGAUUUUGUGCGCGGAGUGUCGACAGCAGUCGCCGACUCCAAAUCAGUCUCCAUGCCUCUAAUCUGCUGGAUCAUGUCGUACUCCUCUCUGUUUUUGAUGACGCUGUGUUUCGACCCACGCCGCUUCUGCGCUCGCUCAAUCACGCGGCAUGGGUUGCACGUCUUGAAUUGCAAGUGUUCAGGCGUCUCAGACACCAGCCUCUUGCGCUUGCAUCGCCGGCAUGUGAUGGGUUUGCCGUUGACGUAGACAUAUUCCGACUCUGAGCCCUGGCUAGAGUUGUUGUACGCAUUGAGCCGCGCAAGAAUACGCUCAUUGGUCAAUUCCGAAGCCACCUUCAUGUCUAGUUAAUAGGGGACCGAGGG